Hyaena hyaena (striped hyena) is the source of this 11699-nucleotide messenger RNA. RefSeq names its product myosin VA (gene MYO5A). The transcript has 42 exons. Gene Ontology annotation, cellular component: myosin complex; actin cytoskeleton; vesicle. Gene Ontology annotation, molecular function: actin filament binding; microfilament motor activity; ATP binding. NCBI's taxonomy places the organism in Eukaryota, Metazoa, Chordata, Mammalia, Carnivora, Hyaenidae. The coding region runs from base 63 to 5705 and encodes 1880 amino acids. Gene Ontology annotation, biological process: actin filament organization; vesicle transport along actin filament. The record is from RefSeq and is a predicted model, not a curated record.
GCCGCCCAGGCGAGGUGCGGCCUCCGCUCAGGCGGGGGGCGUCGGCGCUGGGGGACCCCGCCAUGGCCGCAUCCGAGCUCUACACAAAGUUUGCUAGAGUUUGGAUACCGGAUCCUGAGGAAGUUUGGAAGUCAGCAGAACUGCUCAAAGAUUAUAAACCAGGAGAUAAAGUCCUCUUGCUUCACCUUGAGGAAGGAAAGGAUUUGGAAUAUCGUCUAGAUCCAAAGACCAAGGAACUGCCUCACCUAAGAAACCCUGACAUACUUGUGGGUGAAAAUGACCUCACAGCCCUCAGCUAUCUUCAUGAGCCUGCUGUGCUCCACAAUCUCAGAGUCCGCUUUAUUGACUCCAAACUUAUUUAUACAUAUUGUGGUAUAGUCCUAGUAGCUAUAAAUCCUUAUGAACAGCUGCCUAUUUAUGGAGAAGAUAUUAUUAAUGCAUAUAGUGGUCAGAAUAUGGGUGAUAUGGAUCCACAUAUCUUUGCAGUAGCUGAAGAAGCUUACAAGCAAAUGGCCAGAGAUGAACGAAAUCAGUCCAUCAUCGUAAGUGGAGAGUCUGGGGCAGGAAAAACAGUUUCAGCUAAGUAUGCCAUGCGAUACUUUGCAACUGUAAGUGGUUCUGCCAGUGAAGCCAAUGUUGAGGAAAAGGUCUUGGCCUCCAACCCCAUUAUGGAGUCCAUCGGAAAUGCUAAGACAACCAGGAAUGAUAACAGCAGCCGUUUUGGGAAGUAUAUUGAAAUUGGUUUUGAUAAGAGAUAUCGAAUCAUUGGUGCCAAUAUGAGAACUUACCUUUUAGAGAAAUCCAGAGUGGUAUUCCAGGCAGAAGAGGAGAGAAACUAUCAUAUCUUCUAUCAGCUUUGUGCUUCAGCAAAUUUACCUGAAUUUAAAAUGCUGCGAUUAGGAAAUGCAAAUAACUUUCAUUACACAAAGCAAGGUGGCAGUCCUGUGAUUGAAGGAGUCGAUGAUACCAAGGAGAUGGCACAUACCAGGCAGGCCUGCACUUUGCUAGGAAUUAGCGAGUCUUAUCAGAUGGGAAUUUUCCGAAUACUUGCUGGCAUCCUUCACUUAGGCAAUGUUGCAUUUACAUCUCGGGAUUCAGACAGCUGCACAAUACCUCCCAAGCAUGAACCUCUCAGCAUCUUCUCUGACCUUAUGGGUGUGGACUAUGAAGAGAUGUGUCACUGGCUCUGCCAUCGGAAACUGGCUACCGCCACAGAGACAUACAUCAAACCCAUCUCCAAGCUGCAGGCCACGAAUGCCCGCGAUGCUUUGGCCAAGCACAUUUAUGCCAAGCUCUUUAACUGGAUUGUAGAUCAUGUCAAUCAGGCCCUCCAUUCUGCUGUUAAACAGCACUCUUUUAUUGGAGUGCUGGACAUAUAUGGAUUUGAAACAUUUGAAAUAAAUAGUUUUGAACAGUUUUGCAUAAAUUAUGCAAAUGAAAAACUACAACAACAAUUCAAUAUGCAUGUCUUCAAAUUAGAGCAAGAAGAAUAUAUGAAGGAACAAAUUCCAUGGACACUCAUAGAUUUUUAUGAUAAUCAGCCUUGCAUUAAUCUUAUAGAAUCUAAACUAGGCAUUCUAGAUUUGCUGGAUGAGGAAUGCAAGAUGCCUAAAGGCACAGAUGACACUUGGGCCCAGAAAUUGUACAACACACAUUUGAACAAGUGUACACUCUUUGAAAAGCCCCGUCUGUCAAACAAAGCUUUCAUCAUCCAACAUUUUGCUGACAAAGUAGAAUACCAGUGUGAAGGCUUUCUGGAAAAGAAUAAAGACACUGUUUUUGAAGAACAAAUUAAAGUUUUGAAAUCAAGCAAGUUUAAGAUGCUACCAGAACUAUUUCAAGAUGAUGAGAAGGCCAUCAGUCCAACCUCAGCCACCUCGUCAGGGCGUACGCCCCUCACCCGCACUCCUGCAAAGCCAACCAAAGGCAGACCAGGCCAGACAGCCAAAGAGCACAAGAAAACAGUGGGGCACCAGUUCCGAAACUCCCUUCACCUGCUUAUGGAGACCCUCAAUGCCACUACCCCUCACUAUGUGCGCUGUAUUAAACCUAAUGACUUCAAGUUCCCAUUCACGUUUGAUGAGAAGAGGGCAGUGCAGCAACUGCGAGCAUGUGGUGUCCUGGAAACCAUCCGCAUCAGUGCAGCAGGCUUCCCCUCACGGUGGACUUACCAAGAAUUUUUCAGCCGCUACCGUGUCCUAAUGAAGCAAAAGGAUGUGCUGAGUGACAGAAAGCAAACAUGCAAGAAUGUUUUAGAGAAACUGAUAGUGGACAAGGACAAAUACCAGUUUGGUAAGACAAAGAUCUUUUUCCGUGCUGGUCAAGUGGCCUAUCUAGAAAAAUUGAGGGCAGACAAGCUGAGGGCUGCCUGCAUCCGGAUCCAGAAGACCAUCCGAGGGUGGCUGCUACGGAAGAAGUACCUGCGCAUGCGGAGGGCAGCCAUCACUGUGCAGAGAUACGUGCGGGGCUACCAGGCCCGAUGCUAUGCCAAGUUCCUGCGCAGAACCAAGGCAGCAACCAUUAUUCAGAAGAACUGGCGCAUGUACAUAAUCCGCAGGAGAUACAAGAUGAAACGAACAGCCACUAUCGUUCUUCAGUCUUACUUGCGAGGCUACUUGGCCAGAAAUAGGUAUCACAAGAUGCUCCGUGAGCACAAAGCAGUUAUCAUUCAGAAGUGGGUCCGCGGCUGGCUGGCUCGCACCUACUACAAGAGGAGCAUGCAUGCCAUCAUCUACCUCCAGUGCUGCUUCCGGCGGAUGAUGGCCAAGCGUGAGCUAAAGAAGCUCAAGAUCGAGGCCCGCUCCGUGGAGCGCUAUAAGAAGCUCCACAUCGGCAUGGAGAACAAGAUCAUGCAGCUACAGCGCAAAGUUGAUGAGCAGAACAAAGACUACAAAUGCCUCAUGGAGAAACUGACCAAUCUGGAAGGAAUAUAUACCUCUGAGACUGAGAAACUACGAAGUGACUUAGAGCGUCUUCAACUAAGUGAGGAGGAAGCUAAGAUUGCUACUGGACGGGUCCUCAGUCUGCAGGAAGAAAUUGCCAAGCUCCGGAAGGACCUGGAACAAACUCAGUCGGAGAAGAAAUCCAUUGAGGAGCGUGCAGAUAGAUACAAACAGGAAACUGAGCAGCUGGUAUCAAAUCUGAAGGAAGAAAAUACUUUGCUGAAGCAGGAGAAAGAGGCCCUCAAUCAUCUUAUCGUGGAGCAGGCUAAGGAGAUGACAGAGACUAUGGAGAAGAAGUUAGUGGAAGAAACAAAACAACUGGAACUCGAUCUUAAUGAUGAAAGGCUGAGAUAUCAGAACCUUCUGAAUGAGUUCAGUCGCUUAGAAGAACGAUAUGAUGACCUCAAGGAAGAGAUGACUCUGAUGGUGAAUGUGCCUAAGCCUGGACACAAGAGAACAGACUCCACCCACAGCAGCAAUGAGUCUGAAUACACUUUUAGUUCUGAAAUUGCAGAAACUGAAGAUAUGCCAUUGAGGACAGAGGAACCAAGCGAGAAGAAGGUACCUCUGGACAUGUCAUUGUUCCUCAAGCUCCAGAAACGGGUCACAGAGCUAGAGCAAGAGAAGCAGGUGAUGCAGGAUGAGCUGGACCGCAAGGAGGAGCAGGUUCUCCGCAGCAAGGCAAAGGAAGAAGAAAGACCACAAAUUAGAGGCGCAGAACUGGAAUAUGAAUCACUCAAGCGCCAAGAGCUUGAAUCAGAAAACAAAAAACUGAAAAAUGAGCUAAAUGAGUUACGCAAGGCACUUAGUGAGAAAAGUGCCCCAGAGGUGACCGCUCCAGGUGCACCAGCCUACCGUGUCCUCAUGGAGCAGCUGACCUCUGUGAGUGAGGAGCUGGAUGUCCGCAAGGAGGAAGUCCUCAUCUUGAGAUCUCAGCUGGUGAGCCAGAAGGAGGCUAUCCAACCCAAGGAUGACAAGAAUACAAUGACAGAUUCCACCAUACUUUUGGAAGAUGUGCAAAAAAUGAAAGAUAAAGGUGAAAUAGCACAAGCAUACAUUGGUUUGAAAGAAACAAACAGAUCACCUGCUAUGGAUUGCCAUGAGUUGAAUGAGGAUGGAGAGCUGUGGCUGGUUUAUGAAGGGUUAAAACAAGCCAACAGGCUCCUGGAAUCCCAGCUCCAGUCACAGAAGAGGAGCCACGAGAACGAGGCUGAAGCCCUGCGGGGGGAGAUCCAGAGCUUGAAGGAGGAGAACAACCGGCAGCAGCAGCUGCUGGCCCAGAACCUGCAGCUGCCCCCGGAGGCCCGCAUCGAGGCCAGCCUGCAACAUGAGAUCACCAGGCUGACCAACGAAAACUUGUAUUUUGAGGAAUUAUAUGCAGAUGAUCCUAAGAAGUAUCAAUCAUAUCGGAUUUCACUUUACAAGCGGAUGAUUGAUCUGAUGGAACAGCUUGAAAAACAAGAUAAGACUGUUCGGAAACUGAAAAAACAACUGAAAGUAUUUGCCAAAAAAAUUGGUGAAUUAGAAGUGGGCCAGAUGGAGAACAUAUCCCCAGGACAGAUCAUUGAUGAACCCAUCCGUCCAGUCAACAUUCCUAGGAAAGAAAAGGAUUUCCAAGGAAUGCUGGAAUACAAGAAGGAAGAUGAGCAAAAGCUUGUUAAGAACCUGAUUCUGGAACUGAAGCCACGUGGUGUGGCAGUCAAUUUGAUUCCAGGGUUACCAGCAUAUAUCCUGUUUAUGUGUGUUCGACAUGCUGACUACCUGAAUGAUGAUCAGAAAGUAAGGUCAUUGCUAACAUCAACAAUUAACAGCAUCAAAAAAGUAUUAAAGAAAAAAGGUGAUGAUUUUGAAACCGUCUCCUUCUGGCUCUCUAACACAUGCCGAUUUUUGCACUGUUUGAAGCAGUAUAGUGGAGAAGAGGGCUUUAUGAAACACAACACAUCUCGUCAGAAUGAACACUGCCUCACCAAUUUUGACCUGGCUGAGUACCGGCAGGUGCUAAGUGACUUGGCCAUUCAGAUCUACCAGCAGCUCGUGCGGGUGUUAGAGAACAUCCUUCAGCCGAUGAUCGUCUCUGGCAUGCUGGAGCAUGAAACCAUUCAGGGCGUGUCUGGGGUGAAGCCCACAGGGCUAAGAAAACGAACCUCCAGCAUCGCUGAUGAGGGCACCUACACACUGGACUCCAUCCUCCGGCAGCUCAACUCCUUCCACUCGGUCAUGUGUCAGCACGGCAUGGACCCCGAACUGAUCAAGCAGGUGGUCAAGCAGAUGUUCUACAUCGUUGGGGCCAUCACCCUGAACAACCUCCUCCUGCGGAAGGACAUGUGCUCCUGGAGUAAAGGCAUGCAGAUCAGGUACAAUGUCAGUCAACUGGAAGAGUGGCUGCGUGACAAGAAUCUGAUGAACAGUGGGGCUAAAGAAACCCUGGAACCUCUCAUUCAGGCUGCGCAGCUUUUGCAAGUGAAAAAGAAGACAGAUGAUGAUGCGGAAGCCAUUUGUUCCAUGUGCAGUGCUUUAACCACGGCCCAGAUUGUCAAGGUAUUGAAUUUAUAUACUCCAGUUAAUGAGUUUGAAGAAAGAGUCUCUGUAUCAUUUAUUCGUACUAUACAGAUGCGUUUACGAGACAGGAAAGACUCUCCUCAGCUGCUCAUGGAUGCUAAACACAUCUUUCCUGUCACCUUUCCUUUUAACCCAUCCUCCCUCGCACUAGAAACCAUCCAAAUUCCAGCCAGCCUGGGCCUGGGAUUCAUAUCACGGGUCUGAAAGUGAUGUGAUGUCAAGGCAAACAGUGACAGUAAAUUUCUUGCCUGAAAUAAGAACCCAUUAUUUCCAGUGAGCUACUGAAAAUAUGCUUCUCAAGAGAAAGUACUGAGUAUCUUUCAAACAAGAGGUUAUUAACUGGAAAUCUCCCUAAAUACUUUCAUCGCCUUGGAAAGGAAGAUAGCCUUCUUUGUACUGUGUUACCUUUAAUUAAUGCAACACUCACCCUUGAUCAGUUAGGUAUCCUGAGUUACAUGCAGGUAAAUGACAGAAGGAAGGGGAAGAAGUAUCUCCAGCUGCCAGCAUUUAUUUUAAAUCCUUAGCCCUGCAUCCUAAUGGUAUGGUAAAAAUGUAAAUUCCAGCAAUGUGCUGUUGUUAGGAAGGUACCAACAAAGAACCUCCUCUGUGCAAACCAGAAGAAUUGAAAGAAAAAUUGCCAUUGAGUAUAUAUAAUAUCAGUUCAGGAAUCAGUUAUGUUGAUGUUGUCAAACUGGAUCAAAGAAAUAAACUGGCAAUAUGUAAAGUAAUUGGUCAAGUAACUUCCUUAUAUGUGUCACUCUGAUAUAGAGAUAUUAAGAGAAUGUUGGUUUACCAUAUAGCAUAGAAGUCCAUUUGUACUCUAGUUUACUGAGCAUUUUACAUUGCUGCUACAUACUGUAUACUUUAAUAUGUAGGCGAUAUUCUUACUAGGCACUACAACAGUAAGCUUCUCUUUUAUUAACUCUGUUUACAAUUCAAUCAGAUCAUUUUAACUGGAUUAUGUGCAAAUAUAUACAGAUUCCCCUGCACGAGUAGUGGACACUGGGAAGUCAUGUAGUAAUAUGACAAAAUGUUUGACAUUUAGGGAUAGGAUUAGAGAAAGUGACUAUUAUUGAUGUCGUUAUUUAUUCAGAAUGUAUUACAUUGAUGUGCUCAAUUAUUUUCCCUGGGUGGAUAUCACAUCAGGGUAUAGUGUUCUGUGAAAUGAUUUAUUUUUAAUCCCCAGAUCAGAUUCCUGCACUGCAUAUUUUCCACCCUGCCAGGUUUUCUUACUUCUUCUUAAUUUAUUAAGAAUUAAUCUCAGUCACUAUCUAGAGAAGAUUGUCAGCAGUCAUGAUUCAGGUCUUGAAUCCUUGAUUAUCCUGUAAAUUAGGCACAAGAAGGUAUAUAAUACUAUGAUUCCAUUUUUUUAGGCUUUGCAACUUCUAUAAAUGUCCUCAGUACCACUAGAUACUUUAAAGAGCAUCAUACUAGAAAUACUUUAAGACUUAUAUAAGAAACAUAAGAAGACUGCUGAAUUUUAGAGGAUUUGUUUCAGUAAGAGCCAGAUCCUGUAAGUUUCAUUCUGAAAUUCUAAUUAAACAUAUUCUCAAUUUUUCCUGGACAUCCUGUACAGUAAAUCUUUCAGGUUGUGCAAAAGCAAGGUCUUAGUUUUCAUUAGAAACUCUGGUUCUGAAUUACAAUCAUAGAUUUAUAUAACUUAACUGUUAGAUGGUCUAUGAAAAAUGAUAUCUUACUAAAACAUGUGCAAUAUUAAUGGAAGUCAAAUAGUUUCAAAUCAGUGAUAAAAAUUGUUAUUAAAAGAUAAAUACUGUCUGUUAACUUAUUUGGGCCUCACAUUCCUCGUUUAGAUAGUAAGAGAAUUGGACCCUUCCACGUGUAAAAUCCUCUCCUUUUGGCACUUGGAUCCUAGAGAAACUAGAUGCAGUUAUCCAGUGAGUUCACCCUCUAAACUGAAAGAUCACUGUUUGGUGCCUGUUAAUUCUGGGGGAUUUAGAAAAUGUAAAACCACAAAUUGGCGUAGCUAUAACCUUUCUUAAAUGUACAUGAUUUACAUAUAUGCUUUUAGAAAGUGAAUUAGUUUCAGUAAUUUUUAUUCAAUCACGUACUGCCAUAUUCAGUUUGGAUACAUUUAUUUAUUUGCAAAACCAACUAAAAAUACUACUGAUCCAAUCAGGUUCUCUUAGUUUUCCCCAACUGUCAAUGUGGCUUUCAGUGAACAACGAACUCUUACAACGUCUUGGUUAGUACCGGAUGUGCCAGAGUACUGAGUCAUUGCAUAGGGGAGACACUAAAAAAUGUAACAGUGAUGCAGGCUGUCCACCUCCUGGGCUUGUAAAUUUCCAGGGCCUGGAAAUCCUCCUGGGCCCUUCCCCAACUUAGUCCCUGUAUAACAUGUCCCGUGCAUACCCUGAAUCUUGUCAGGUCUUCAAGAGCACGCUCCUGCUGCUGUUGCAGCCCUUUAUCUGACCCCAGACAGCUCGUAUACUGAAACGUCUCUCUUGUCUCCUGCCUUUGUGCUGGAAAGUGCUGGAGCCUCUGUUCCACAUCUGGGCCAGAAUCUCUCCUGUUUAGUGAUGGCCACACAAGGACUCUACUCUCCAGGCUCCAGCUUCCUACAAGGCCUACCAAGAACCCCAGAUGGGGAUCUGAAUCAACUUCUCUUAGUGACAUAAAGGUCUUUAGUUAUAAUGAGGCUACAACCUUACAACCAGGGAACCCCAAGACCUGGUAAAUGACUCUGUGUGCUACUUUCUUGAGGAUGCAACAGUAAUCUGUUUACUAGGGGUUUCCUUGAGCCCCUCAUAGGACAGCCCACCCUCUGUCCAACCACAUUUCCCCACCCAACUUCAAACAUACUUUCCCCAGCCUUCCAACCGCGCAUUCCAUUGUUCACUCUUUCAUCAGCUGGACCAUAGACCACUCGCCUGUCUGCUCAGCUGCUCUGACUGUGUUGAAGGCCGUAGACAGAGUCCGUCCUCAGAUCCCCCAAAUUAGAUCACUAAUUUGCUUUUUCAUAAUUCCCCUGUGACACACAGUAGGGAUUCACAGAAAGAUCUUGAAAGAACACAGUUCUAUCUUCAUAACCCCUUCUCAGUAGUCUCCCCACUCACCUUACAUACCGACUCAGCUCAUACCUUGGAAUGCAAGAAAAAUUAGGAGCAGUUUCCCUUGUAGCUUUUCUUGGCUUAAGGUCUUGGUCUGCCUGACCUGAGCAUUACUAUAAAGAAAGGGAGAAGUAAGAUCCAUAAAUUGAUUCCUUUGCAAGUUGUGAGAAGUCUCCAUGUACCUGACACUUCUUUUGUCGACUGCAGAAGUAUAAAAAGAUAUAUUCCAAAGCCCACCAAACAGGAAAUUUGAGAAUUCUGGUCAAUUUGUAUGAUUUGUUUUAUUCCCUUUGUUUCAGUGGAUAAUUGGGAGUUGGCUCUUUCUGGAUGAGCAAUUAUGUGUAAUACAGAUCAGAUCUUUUAAUAACAUGAGAGGGAGACUAUGAAAAUAUUGGGAUUUUCAGUGUAAUGAUUGUUUUAAAAAAUUACUGUCCUGGUAACCCUAGGUCAAGGGGCACCUGUGAUAUCCUGAGAAAUGCUCACAUAUUUAUGCACCUGCCUGCCCUUCCCCCCACCCCCAUCUGUCUCUCUCUCUCUCUCUCUCUCUCUCUCUCUCUCUCACACACACACAUACACACACACACACACACAGUCACUAGAAUGUAGAGUUCUCCAGGAGGCAUAAUCAAGGAUCCUCUGGGUAACUUCAAUUGUUUAGGAUAAAAUAGAAGGCAAAAAUUAGUGUGUAAUCCUCAAAUCUCCUGCUGAAAGUAGUACAGAACAGGACCUUGUAUCUGGCUGUGCUUUUCUUCAGCGCACGUCCUCCAUUACCUCACUGUGUCCUCACAACAGCACUGGAAGGCAGAAAGGGUAGCUACUACAGGACACAGAAGGUCAGUGACUUGCUGAGGUCACACAACCCUCCCUCCAUGCUGCUUUCCUUCAUGCAGCAGUGUCGGGGGGGGGGGCGGGGGCGCAGGAAGCUAGAAGGUCUCGAGGUGACAUUUGGUUUCUCCUGGUACCCAUGGGGUACCCUGGGUUGGCAAGAGGUGCCCUUUUUUUUCUUUUCAAAAUUGGCAACUGGCAUAUGGGAACUGAGCAAGCGCCAAGGACCAGGUUGUCUGUGCUCACAAAUUGAAGUGCCCAGAGCCUGGUGGCUUUCUUUUUGUCAGUCACCUGCUCUAACUAGGUUUGAUUUUUGUAAUGAGUCUGAGCUCCCUUGAAGGAUGCAACACUCUGUGCUUUAAUUAGUGGCAGGCUGUCUCGGACUGACUGGAUGUAGUGAAAGCCUCCCAAAUGUUAAGGUCACUCUCCAUGCACACUCCUCAGAGCCAGCAUUAGAGCCACCAGGUGAGCUGUGCAGCCGGCAGUCAAGCCCCUGGGUACCUUCUGAGCCUGUCUGUGGGCAAGCUGUAUCCACAUGAGUGUGUUUGAACAUUUCAGUGUGUGCAUGCCACCAGUGUUUACUUGGGAGCUAGGAGGUGUGCAAUGUGCAUGCGUGUCAGAGAGGCUCUAUGUAUUGCUGUGGCCUCCGUUCAUGGAUAAGUGCGUUGUAAUUUCUUCUCAGGCUGUGCUUUGAGGACCGCCUUAACCCCUGCUCCCUUCCCUCUGAGAGCUGCCUUAAGUUCUCUGGAACUUUUCCUCUGUAGGGGACUGACUUACCUGGAGAGGAUAUCUUGCCCUGUUUCUCAAGGUUUUGUGAGGGUUUUGGUUGGGAGUGGCCUCCAACCGCUAAUUCUUUCUUCCCUUCCUGCAUGACUCCCCUCUUGUUACUUCGCCUUCCUUUUCUUUUCUGUUAUUUCCAAACAGGUAUUGAAGCUCAGGCAACACCAGUCUUAGAGCCAGUGAAUGUGAGCUGAGACAGUGUUCCUGAGUUUGGGGGGCUUGGAGUCACAAGUAAGCAAAUGAACAUAUGGAAGAAAUAGAUCACUUCACUUCUUGGUAAUGCUUAAAGUGCUUGUUUUCUCCUAAUCUUUUCUUAAUACAGGUAAAGGGUACAACUGUAAAACCUUCCGUGGACAUUCUUUAAAAAAAUUUUUAAGAACCCUGUACUAUACAUAAAAUUUGGAAUGAAAAUAGGGAAGAGUGCUGUAAGUUCUAAUCCAUCAUAUUACCCUAAAUUAAAUCAACCUGGAGUUACAGUAGAUUUCUCAAUAGAUCCGGAGCCAAAAAGUAAUCUGUAAGAUACCUGUCAAAAUGCAUUUUAUACAUUUUUUAAUUUUAUAAUUUGGUCUAGCAAAAAUGUUCAUUAGCUUAACUUAGUGUCUAUUAGCUUCCUAAAAUGACUGAAAACGAUUAACAUUUCCUUAGUAUUGUGAUAUAGCUUGAAAUAUUUGAAAGAAAAGUGUUUCUGGAGUGGACACUGGUAUGUAUAAUUUAAUGCUUGGUAGGUCAGUACAUUUUCAUGCAUUUUUCAGUCAAUAGUUUCAAAUACAUUAUUGUUACCACAUGUUAUAAAACUUUAGCCUAUACUUCAGGCUUUCUAAAUCAUCUGAGUCAUUUAAUAUUUUCCAACAAAUGGUGAAUUUUUCCUUUAAAUGUGGAUAUGUAUGUUGUAUUUAUGAUUCCUAGUUAUGUAUUUUUGUGGACUCUUGGAGUAAUGUUCACUUUUUUGUGUCCUUGGAAAAAUUUAAAUUGCUCUAACAGUAUUACACCAGAAUGAGCUCAUGACAUUUAACAUAUUGUAUUUUAAUUAUUAACUUUAAUUACUAAUUAACUGUGAAGUGGAUUUGCCUUUUAACUACAAUGAAAUUGAACGUUGCAGUUUUUCAAAUAUUUUUCCCUGUUGGGUCUGGAAAAGGAAUUCUAUUUUGAUCUACGUAGAAAAACAUGAUAUGGUUUAUCUUUGAAAAGUUCUUAGGUAAAAUACUUAUCCAUUAGAAAGGAAGCAGAAAUACUGAGAAGUGAAAGGCACUAUCAACCACCUCUGGUUUUAAACUGAAACCAUCCCAGCAUAUCUCAUAUGGAAUUUUAAAAAAUAAUAAUUCUCUUCAUAUCAACAAAAGCCUUUGAAACAAGGGUUUUCAGUAGAUACCACCUAGUGCUAAGAUGAAAACCAAAACAAUAUCAGACUGACAUUUACGCUCUAAAUUUGUAGUUGUCUAAUGUUGUCCUUAGUAAAUGUGCGUCAUUAAUGCUGUAUUCUCCUAGCUCUUAUAGAACAUUGUUCAAAUAAAGAUAUGGAAAUAAA